Gongylonema pulchrum is the source of this 720-nucleotide messenger RNA. The record is from the annotation of a GenBank genome assembly. NCBI's taxonomy places the organism in Eukaryota, Metazoa, Nematoda, Chromadorea, Rhabditida, Gongylonematidae.
AUGAAUGGUGUUCAAGGAAGAAUGGCAGCAGUGGAAGAAGCUCAUUACGAUACCCCCUGGGAAUUCCUGCACCGCACUUCUUCAUUCCCUUCACGGGAGCGGCCGCAUUCCGAUUCAUCUGAAUUACUGGUUCCGAAGGGAAUCGAGCGUGGUUUGCGUUGUGGUCCGCCGGACGAGCCAUCGAGUGUCCCGUCCUCAUCCUGUCAAUCACAGAAUGUCCAGCACAGCAACGUUGCAGUCAGGCAGAGAGUGAUACCUGUGCAAAUCUCAGAAACAGAUUCACGACGAGCUUCAAGCACCGAGUUGGAACGUGGCCGUUUCAAAUUCAGCAUUAGUAAAUUACGAGAGCGCGCAAAUGGACGCGAUUCGCGACGUGUUCGUUACCGCGAAGAUGAAAUAAUCCACAAAGGCAUCGAUCGCGAGAUUGCUGAACGACAGCUCUCCGCAUACGACACCGGGGCAUUCCUGAUUCGGGUCCGUGACAAUGGCACACUGGCUUUGUCGAUACGUGCCAGCAAAGGCGUGCUGCACAUCAAACUUGAGCUUCGAAACAACUGUUGGGUGCUCGGUGAGGGGCCAUCGUUCGGCUCGAUCGCCAGUAUCAUCAAUUUCUAUCGAUUCCAUGAGCUGCCGAUUCGUGGUGCGGAACGCAUGCUGCUCAGUAAGCCGGUUCUUGUUAGCAGUGCUCAACCACAGCAUACUACACAGCCGUAUCGGUGA